CGCAAUAUCUAUCGCCUCGUAUUAUUGAACAUCCCACAGAUUUAGUGGUGAAAAAGAAUGAACCGGCCACACUGAAUUGUAAAGUUGAAGGCAAACCGGAGCCAACAAUUGAAUGGUUUAAGGACGGCGAACCUGUCAAUACAAAUGAUAAGAAAUCACAUCGUGUGCUCUUCAAGGAUGGUGCCCUGUUCUUCUAUCGCACUGUGCAGGGCAAAAAGGAACAGGACAGUGGUGUCUAUUGGUGUGUGGCCAAAAAUCAUGUUGGCAAAGCAGUCAGUCGUCAUGCCACUUUGCAAAUAGCGGUUUUACGGGAUGAUUUUCGCGCACAGCCAAAGGAUACCCGGGUGGCUAAAGGCGAAACAGCAUUGUUGGAAUGUGGGCCACCAAAAGGUAUUCCGGAGCCAACAUUAAUAUGGAUGAAGGAUGGUGUGCCUCUGGACGAUUUGAAGACAAAAUCUUAUGGAACCACAUCACGUAUACGCAUUGUCGAUGGUGGCAAUUUAUUGAUAAGCAACGUUGAACCAAUUGAUGAGGGCAACUAUAAGUGUAUCGCUCAAAAUAUUGUCGGUACCCGAGAGUCCAGUUAUGCUAAACUAAUUGUCGAAGUUAAACCCUAUUUUAUGAAAAAACCUCAAGACCUAACCAUGCUGGCUGGACAAACGGCAACAUUUCAUUGUUCGGUUGGUGGUGAUCCACCACCAAAGAUUUUGUGGAAAAAGGAAGAAGGCAAUAUACCCGUAUCCAGAGUAAGCAUACAGCCCGACGACAAAGGUUUGGAAAUUUUCAACAUUGUGCCAGAGGAUGAGGGCACCUAUGUGUGUGAGGCUCUCAAUUCGGUGGGACAAAUCAGUGCCAGGGCCUCGUUGACCGUGCAUGCACCUCCCACCUUCAUAGUCAAACCCCAAGACAAAAAGGUGGGCCUGAACGGUGUUGCCUCAUUCCCCUGUGUGGCCGAUGGCAAUCCACCACCCUCGGUAUUCUGGACCAAAGAGGGUUCCAGCACUCUGAUGUUCCCCAACAACUCCUAUGGCCACUUACAUGUCUCACUUGAAGGUACUCUGCAAAUCAAUGGUGUACAAAAGGAUGAUGCCGGCUAUUAUGUCUGUUCGGCCUUUAGUGUUGUCGAUUCGACAACAAUUCGAGCAUUUUUACAGGUUACCUCUGUAGACGAUACCCCACCGCCCAUCAUCCAAAUUGGCCCCUCAAAUCAAACUCUACCCAAGGGCAGUGUUGCCAUGUUACCCUGCCGUGCUUCAGGACAUCCAACACCACGCGUUAAGUGGUAUCGUGAUGGCACCACCCUACAAAGUGGUAAUCGUUAUACCAUUGUUCAGGGUGGAUCUCUAAGGAUUGAUGAUCUGCAACUCAGCGACUCUGGCCUCUAUACCUGUACGGCAUCAUCGGAAAGUGGUGAAACUUCAUGGUCGGCCACAUUAACGGUGGAAAAGAGCAGUUCAUCAACAUUACAUCGUUCGGCAGAUCCCAGUACAUAUCCAGCACCACCCGGCACCCCCAAAGCCUUGAAUGUUACCCAAAAUAGCAUAUCAUUAAGAUGGUCCAGAAGCCAGGAGAAGCCACAGGCAACAAGUCCAAUUAUUGGCUACACCGUGGAAUAUUUCAGUUCCGAUUUACAAACUGGCUGGGUUGUGGCCGCUCAUCGGGUACCAGAUCAACAAAUAACGAUUUCCGGCUUAAAACCAGCAACAUCAUAUGUGUUUUUGGUACGUGCCGAAAAUUCACAUGGAUUAUCGGUACCAUCGGGCUUAUCGAAUGUAAUCAAAACUCUAGGCUCUGAAUCUGGCACCGUGCCGCCAAGUGAAAUAUCCGAAGCGCGUGCUGUAUUAAGUGGCAAGGUUGUUGAAUUAAUUGAUGCUGCAGCCAUUAACUCCACCGCCGUCCGUUUGGAUUGGGUUAUGCAUGUAAGCGUAACCGAAAAAUAUGUUGAGGGUCUUUAUAUACGUUAUCGUGAUGUUAGUGCAAAUUCUCAACAAUACAAUAUACUGACGGUAUUAAAUCCUUCCAUUGAAUCACAUGUUGUGGGUAAUCUAAAGGAAUACACGAAAUAUGAAUUCUUUUUGGCACCAUUCUUUCAAACGUUGGAGGGUCAGCCGAGCAAUUCGAAAAUUGUCCAAACCUAUGAGGAUG
This is a messenger RNA of Musca vetustissima, 2145 nucleotides long. It is a transcript of the gene robo1, whose product is annotated as roundabout homolog 2. The transcript has 13 exons. The record is from RefSeq and is a predicted model, not a curated record. Lineage: Eukaryota; Metazoa; Arthropoda; Insecta; Diptera; Muscidae. Gene Ontology annotation, molecular function: protein binding. The annotation marks the transcript as partial.